Molecule: messenger RNA, 3898 nt
Organism: Coregonus clupeaformis (lake whitefish)
Lineage: Eukaryota; Metazoa; Chordata; Actinopteri; Salmoniformes; Salmonidae
Product: collagen alpha-2(V) chain
Cellular component (GO): collagen type V trimer
Molecular function (GO): extracellular matrix structural constituent
Source: RefSeq, a predicted model, not a curated record
AUGCAUUUGUUGAAAGGCAGAGGAGGGGAAGAGGGGAGAACGGGUGACUCCGGGGAUUCAGGCACCGUUGGACCCAAUGGAGAGAGAGGUGCUCCUGGCAAUAGAGGUUUUCCUGGUCAGGAUGGGUUACCUGGUCAAAAGGGUGCCCAAGGUGAGCGAGGCCUGGGUGGAUCAUCUGGUGCCAAAGGUGCCGAUGGUGAUCCAGGACGCACUGGGGAGCCAGGUCUUCCAGGGGCCCGGGGUCUGUCAGGCCUUCUCGGCUCCCAGGGUCCCGAGGGACAGCAAGGACCAAUGGGAGGAGGAGGAGAGGAUGGGGGAUCAGGGCCAGCAGGAUCAGAUGGUUCCAGAGGUCCAGCUGGAACCAUGGGUGUAGUUGGACCAAAAGGCUUUACUGGAGACCCUGGUAAGACAGGAGAAGUGGGGACCCCAGGUGUUGCAGGACAGAGGGGGGCUAAUGGGAAAGCUGGAGAGAUGGGUGCUGGUGGUACUGCUGGUCCAGCAGGAGUUGCGGGGAAGAGAGGAGAGCAAGGACCUCCUGGUAUGAAUGGCUUCCAGGGUCUACCUGGAUCUGCUGGUCCCCCUGGAGAGUCUGGGAAACCAGGUGUUGAGGGUAUCACUGGAGAGGGAGGGGCUGCUGGUUUCACAGGGCCAAGGGGUGAGCGUGGCACCCCAGGAGAGAGAGGUGAAGUGGGAACUAACGGACUACUGGGGCCUAAAGGUAUUUCAGGGGGAACAGGACCAGAGGGACCAAAGGGUGGGUCUGGGACUAAAGGAACAGUUGGGGACAUAGGAGCCUUAGGCCUGCAGGGGAUGCCAGGGGAGAGGGGUAUCCCUGGUUCUCCUGGUCCUAAAGGAGAUGUGGGUUCAGUUGGUGAGAAAGGAGCCGAGGGUACUGCUGGAAACGACGGGCCCAGGGGACUUCCUGGUCCAGUUGGACCAACAGGAGGCAUUGGGCUCAAUGGUAAUAAGGGAGAGGCCGGCCCUAAAGGGCCCCCUGGACGUCGAGGAGCGAGAGCAGUCACCGUAAGGGGCUUCUGGAGAGCCUGGUCCAAUCGGUGCAGUAGGAUUCCUGGGCCUCCUGGUCCCGAUGGGCAACCCGGGGUCAAAGGUGAACCAGGAGAGGGGGGUCAGAAGGGUGAGGCUGGAGCACAGGGACCCCAAGGAACAGCUGGUAAACUUGGUUCACAGGGUCCUGUUGGUGUGACUGGACUAAAGGGGGCCAGAGGAACACAGGGGGCCGCGGGUGGGUCUGGUUUCCCAGGUUUCCCAGGGGGAGUUGGUCCAGCUGGCUCCGCUGGUGCGGUAGGGGCGCCUGGAGACAUUGGUACCCCAGGGAAGGCAGGUACUCCUGGACUUAGAGGUGAGAAUGGAGGCCCUGGGCGUGUAGGAGAGAGAGGGGCCCCGGGCCCAGCUGGUGCCCCGGGAGACAAGGGAGAGCCUGGAGAAGAUGGACCAGGGGGCCCUGAUGGGCCGGCGGGACCACCAGGCAUCUCAGGACAGAGAGGUGUUGUGGGCAUACCUGGAGUCAGAGGAGAGAGCGGGAUGGUUGGGCUCCCCGGUACUGCUGGAGCACCCGGAAAAUCAGGUGCCCCCGGAACUCGGGGAGACAAAGGUGCUGUCGGUGCAGUCGGGUUAGCAGGGGCAACUGGACCGAGAGGAGACCCUGGUCUUGAGGGUAAUGCUGGGUCUGAUGGGGUACCUGGCAAGGAUGGACUUAUAGGAGCCAGGGGAGAUAGAGGGAAUCCUGGUGCUGAGGGUCUGGCUGGAACUCCGGGGCUUCAUGGCUCUGUUGGUCCAGUCGGCACCUCUGGUGUCCCUGGGAAGAGGGGAGACAAUGGUUCCAGAGGGCCUCCAGGACCCCAGGGAGAAUCAGGGAUCCGGGGGAAGCUGGGGCCUCAAGGGCCACAGGGAGAGGGAGCCAAAGGAGACCAAGGAGAAAGGGGGCAGAAAGGACACAGAGGCUUCACUGGAUUGCAAGGCUUACCUGGGACAAGAGGACAAUCUGGGGAUGUUGGAGCUCGAGGAAUUGUAGGACCUACUGGACAGAGAGGCCCCCCUGGUGUAGUUGGCCCCGCAGGAGGUGAUGGACAAAUCGGGCUGACCGGGCCCAUGGGCUCCCCUGGAUCAAGAGGAAUAAGUGGAGACAUCGGACCUCAGGGGCCUCCUGGAGAUGAUGGUCCACCCGGCCCAGGGACCCCUGGCCCUCCCACUGCUGGGGCUGAUAUGUUCAGCCUUGGCAGCUCCUUUGACUACGACUACGGCCCAUCCCCUCCAGAGUUCAACGAGGAUGAGGCGCGUCCCAAUAAGGCCUCAACCGUCCUCAGGGCAGACCAGGGCAUCCAGACCACGCUGAAGAGCCUCAGUGGAAACCUGCAGAACAUGAAGUGCCCCGACGGCAGCCAGGCCAACCCCGCCAAAACCUGCCAGGACAUCAAGCAGUGCCACGCCCUUAAAAAGACCGGAGACUACUGGCUGGACCCCAACCAGGGAAGUACCAAGGAUGUUAUCAAGGUGUUCUGCAACAUGGAGACUGGUGAGACCUGCAUCUCAGCCCACCCCAUCUCAGCCAGCAUCCCUCGCAAAACAUGGUGGACCAAAUCUACUCCCACUGCCAGCAAACCUGUCUGGUUUGGAGCAAACAUGAAUGGAGGAACUAAAUUUAGCUACGGCAACAAGGAGGAGUUGCCCAACGCCGUAUCCAUUCAGAUUAGGCUAAUCCGCCUGCUGUCUAAGGAGGGUGUCCAGAAUGUCACCUACCACUGCAGGAACAGCGUGGCCGUGAAUGACGGCGCCACAGGCAACCUGAAGAAGGCUCUGGUCCUCAAGGGCUCCAACGGACAGGAGGUCAAGGCUCAGGGCAACGCCCGCCUCAGAUACACUGUCCUGGAGGACGGCUGCUCCAUAUCGAAUGGAGACUGGGGCAAGACUGUGAUUGAGUACAGGACUCAGACGCCAGCCAGACUACCUAUCGUAGACUUGGCCCUGGACAUAGGCAAGGAGGAUCAGGAAUUUGGCCUGGACAUCGGACCUGUGUGUUUCUCCUAAACCCAACACACAUGGAUGGAUUGAUUUCUUUAACCCUUUGAGGAGUGCAUUUUUUAGAACGCCAUCCUCAGUUCUCAGUUUAAAGAGGCAAUCUGGAUUUCAAACAUUCUUCAAGAAUCAAUGGCUAUAUAUCAUUCAUUUAAAAUAUUGCCCCUUUAAGAAUUAGGUUUCAGUUCAAUAACUAAUAAUGAUUAGACCCACCUGUUGUAUAAUGAACAACAACCCCUUGUGAUGUCAUCAAUUAGAAUCGGUUAGAAUGUUGUCGUCCAUUCUCCUCCAAAGGGUUAAUUAUUCCCAAGACUCUUGGACUACCUGCUGAAGCAAUCAGCGUUGUACAUAAAGGCCGGGCGGAGAAACAUGUCCUGCCUGCUACUAAAUUAUUUAUUGCAUUUUUCCAAGAUACAACUAAAGUUGUUAGUGCAAUGGUACUGGUAGCAAUUAUUAUUGAGGAAUGCAGGUGAAUUGUAUUAGAAGGUAAUUGUGACAUAAUGGAGUUUCAGGUCCUGAAGGUUUAAGCUUGUUGAAAACGUGACAAUUUAUGGAACUUAAGUUAUGAGUGUCAGUGUUGUAUGACGUUCCAUCAUACAGUUUCUCAGUGAAUGCCACUAAAUAGAUAUACUUUCACUUGAUGUUGAGACAAAACAACAACAAUUGUAUUCCCUUUUUCAAAUGUAAAUGAAACAUAAGAAUGUAAAUUGCCCUUCACACGUUUAUUAUUCCUGUUUAUUGUUGAUAUUAUUAUAUUUUCUUCUUUCGACUGAUGGUGUUACACCCAAUAAAAUGAAUCUCAUGCCCUUUUCAGUCAAUCUGGUUUAAGGUUCAGGACAGGAUGAAUAAAACAUACCUUCCUAUU